GAUAUAGAAGAAGAGAACAAGAGGUAAAGAGAGAAAGAGAGAGAGAGAGAGAGAAAACUCUUUGGCUCAUUGGUCUGUAGUCUAAGAAACUGGCGGAGUUUCAUUGACUUUCAGACCAAUCCGAAGAUCUGAAAUCUCUAAAAAUACAUUUAGAAUUAGUAGGAGGAGAUGAAGGAGCACCUCCUUCUCUCCUAAACGAUCAGAAAGAUCCUUCCAAGUAUAUUACUUAUCGCAUAUCGCUACUGCGUACCAAGUUUAACGGAUCCUAUACACACAUUAUCUUAAGAUAGAUGUACUUCUCUUAUGUUGUACAAUUAUAAAAAUUUCGAUUAAACAAUUAAAGAAAUAACAAACAACAACAACAACAAAAUAUAUCAAACUAUGUGACAAUAUUAUCGAUGAGAAAAGUAGUGAAUUAUCAAAAGAUUAGUAAAGUUGCAUUAACACUUAUCUAAUAUCUUUCAUGUUUAAAAUAUGUAUAGAUAUAGAUAGAUAGUGUUUUUGCACUUUCUUACAAUAUUUUCUGAUCACAUUUAUAUCUGAAGUUUAUCACACACAGACUUUUAUCUAAUAAAAUAUUAAUUGACGAAAAUAAGAAAAGAAAACAAAAGAAGAAGGAAGAAAGAAAGUAGUUCGUCAUAAUGAAGAUAGAAAACAACAGUGCUACGAAUCAAUUAAAUUCUGCUGGAUUAGACGUCCAACGUUUGAGAAGUCCAAAAUGUGCGAGGUGUCGAAAUCAUGGUGUCAUUUCUGGAUUGAAAGGUCAUAAAAGAUCAUGUGCUUGGAAGGAUUGCCGUUGUCCUUGUUGUUUAUUGGUUGUUGAAAGACAAAGGGUAAUGGCAGCGCAGGUAGCUUUACGUAGACAACAACAAGCUCGUGACAAUUGUUUCAUUGAUAAUAAUUUCGUUCAAUCGUCGCACAAUCAAGUGCCGGUAGAUGUUAAUGGUAUUCCUAGAUUUAACGAUCUAGCAACUGUUGCGAAAAUGAAUAAUAAUAAUAAUAAUAAUAAUAAAAGGACAUCUCAAAGAAAUUUUCAACAACAUCAAAUGCACUUCACUCGUACCAGCAUCAGCGUCACUCAAGGAUUCUGCGGACUAGGUGGUGGUAAUCAUAACACCAUACCAGAAGUUUUUCCUUCGGAUAAUCGUUUACUUCCAUCCUUGCCGGCAGUAUCUCAAGGGCAAAAACAGGAUCUCGAAUCCACCGUAAGGUUUCAUUCAUUUCGUACAUUAUAUCCAACGAUUCCAUGGUUCAAUCGUAUCACAGAACCCAGAAGAUUACAGGACAAUCUUGAUGGUUUCAUUUCAACUGUUAAAGACUUUAAAAGUAAAACUUGUGUAGAUAAAAAAGCAGCCAUUUCUUUUAGCGUUGAAUCGAUUAUAGGUACAAAGUAAUAUAUAACAGUGAGAGGAAUAUAUAUAUAUAUAUAUAUAUA
Messenger RNA from Polistes dominula (European paper wasp), 1435 nucleotides. RefSeq lists its product as uncharacterized. Gene Ontology annotation, cellular component: nucleus. NCBI's taxonomy places the organism in Eukaryota, Metazoa, Arthropoda, Insecta, Hymenoptera, Vespidae. Gene Ontology annotation, biological process: regulation of transcription by RNA polymerase II; sex differentiation. The record is from RefSeq and is a predicted model, not a curated record. Gene Ontology annotation, molecular function: RNA polymerase II cis-regulatory region sequence-specific DNA binding; DNA-binding transcription factor activity, RNA polymerase II-specific.